CUCGCCCCUGGUGUGAAGAACAGUUCAGACCAGAGUGGAAGACAACAGAACGUCUAACGACAAGAAAACUUAUAAAAAGCAUUUCUUUAUCAACUUCAAAGAAACAUUUGCACAUGCUUUCUGUCAAUCAGACAGUCAUACAGCAUUUCUCUUUCUGAAGGACAGCGUGGCUCAGAUCAGGUGAUGGACAUGAGGUCUCUGCUGACACUGUCAGUGUUGUUGGCUCUCAUAAGGGGGAACAAGGCACAGAAGCUAACAGUGUCUCUCCGGCCGAAGUUCCCUAAGGUGUAUGCUGGAGAUGAUGUCACUCUGAUCUGUAACCGUGAAGGAGGGAGUAAACCAACAACAUGGUAUUUUAACAGAACAUCAUCACAAACACACAAGGAUUAUUUAAUGCUUCUUACAGCAGUGACACCAGACAACAACAACGGGGUGUAUGAAUGUGAUCAGGGAGGAACGAAGAGUGACCCGUUCACAAUCACUGUACUGAAUCUGGAGCCUCACGCUCAGCUCUCUCCAUCUGUUGGAGGUGCUGUGAUGACCAAAGGAGACGGAAGAAACCUGGUGCUGCAGACGGAUGAUGAUGAUCUGGAGAACUGGUCUUGUUUUGUGUUGAGGGGAGUGAGCACCUUCGCUAUAGGACUCGAUAUUAAUAAGGAGAUGAAGAGAGCUGUUAUAUUUGCAGAAUUUAAGGAGGCAGAAAGAGCCACUUUCUGGUGCAAGAAAAAUAAAACAGUUCUUCGAAGCAAUGCAGUGACGCUGAAAAUGACAGAGCUCAUGGUGAUGUUGGUUCCUCCGGCUGUUCCUGCGCUGGAGGGGGAGUCUGUGGCCCUCAGGUGUGUAGUCUGGGGUGGACCAGAGCUGGAAGAGGCUAUCUUCUAUAAGAAUUAUACACCAAUCUCAAAGAGCUCACCUGAAGGCACAUACACCAUCCCCAAGGCCACACAAAGUGAUACCGGCAUGUACAGCUGCCACGCCACCUACAGGUACAGCCACAUCAGUGCAAAAGCUGCACAGAAGGAAGGAGAAUCUGAUGCUCAGGAGUUAAAAGUCAUAGGUGGACCUCCUGCUGCAGUUAUUUCAGCGUCUACUAACAGUCUGAAGUGUUCCUGUCCUAACUGUCCUGCCAACUGCACAUCCUACCACUGGUAUCACACACCCUUUAAUGACCCAUUCACACGUGAAAAACGAUCUGAAAACGAUGAGUCUAUUACUGUAGAGAAAGAAGGACUGUACAAAUGCCGGUUGGACUAUGGGAAUGGUUUCUCCCGUUUCAGCAACAUCUACACCUACAAAGAACAACCAGGGGAGUUCGGAUACAUGUGGUACAUUCUGGUCCCAGCCCUGAUUUUGUUCGUGAUCAUCAUUGUGCUGAUCAUUGUGCUGAAGUACAUAAGAUGUGGAAGAAUGGAUAUACAAGCACCUGGACGGGAUGCAGAUCAAGACACUCUGAUGAGUGUACGCUAUGUACGCUAAACACAGAGGCAGUUCUGAAGGUAAAAGUGUGU
Molecule: messenger RNA, 1508 nt
Organism: Carassius carassius (crucian carp)
Lineage: Eukaryota; Metazoa; Chordata; Actinopteri; Cypriniformes; Cyprinidae
Exons: 7
Coding region: 184-1476 (430 amino acids)
Biological process (GO): cell surface receptor signaling pathway
Molecular function (GO): transmembrane signaling receptor activity
Source: RefSeq, a predicted model, not a curated record